This is a messenger RNA of Sorghum bicolor (sorghum), 1686 nucleotides long. RefSeq names its product afadin- and alpha-actinin-binding protein. Bases 167 to 1336 code for a protein of 389 amino acids. Lineage: Eukaryota; Viridiplantae; Streptophyta; Magnoliopsida; Poales; Poaceae. The record is from RefSeq and is a predicted model, not a curated record. The transcript has 15 exons.
CCUUCCCACUUCCCCUCGCUACCAUUUCAAAUCGCUCUCUCUACACAACACCCAAUUCUACUCGCCGUCGUUCCCUCAAUUCAUCAUCCAUCCCCAUCCACCCCACCGACUCUCAGAUCUCUCUCCCCCUCUCGCUCUCCUCCCUCUCCCGCGCGCGCUGCGGCGGAUGUCGUCGUCGGCGCGCUUCGAUCUCCGGGCCUCGUCGCAGCAGCUGCAGCCGCCGCCGUCGCACGCCAGCAUGAGCGACGGGGGCGCGUUCGCAAACGCGGGGAACCUGGAGCACUGCGCCCGGUACCUCAACCAGACGCUCGUCACCUUCGGAUUCCCGGCAUCUCUCGACCUCUUCGCCACCGAUCCGGUCUCGAUUGCAAGAACAUGUAACUGCAUCUAUGCACUGCUGCAGCAGCGGCAGAGGGAUAUUGAGUUCAGGGAGUCCACAAAUGACCAGCGGCAGCGGAUGCAAUCUGACAUAUCACGACUGGAAGCCAAGAUUGAGAGAAUGGAUGCCCAAUUAGCAGCGAAAGAUCGAGAGCUAGCCACUCUUACUCGAACGGAGGCGAAAAACACUGCUGCUCUGAAGUCUCAGAUUGAUAAGCUGCAACAAGAACGUGAUGAAUUUCAGAAAAUGGUUAUAGGAAAUCAGCAAGUACGCACCCAGCAAAUUCAUGAAAUGAAGAAGAAAGAGAAGGAAUACAUAAAGUUGCAGGAGAAGCUAAACCAGGUAUUGAUGGAGAAGAAAAAGGAAUCAUCCCGUUCUGGAAUGGAGAUAAUGAACUUAUUGCAGAAAGAAGGACGGCAACGCGGAACAUGGAAUGGAAAAAAGAAUGACAAUGAUUAUUACAAAAUGAUUGUUGAUGCAUAUGAAGUCAAGAAACAAGAGCUGAUGCAAGAGAAUGCAGAUUUACGGGCACUGUUACGUUCAAUGCAGAUGGACAUGCGUGAGUUCCUCAAUGCACCGAAUGGAUCAUCACAACCUACUGUUACUGCUAAUGGAAGACAGGAGUCAGGGUCUCCUCAGUCUCCACUUGGUGGCAAGACGGAUGUCUUUGACCUGCCCUUUCAUAUGGCUAGAGAUCAGAUAGAAGAGAGUUUGCGCACAAAAAUGACUUCAAUCAAGGCACGAAUGACUCAACUUCAAGAUGCUCAGAAAGGUGCAGAAGUGACUUCUGAGGCAACUGACCGGGAGCUUGAGCUUGAAGCUCAGCUGGUUGAAGCAAGAAGCAUCAUCCAAGAGCAGGCUUCCAUCAUGUCGAAGCACUUCACCAAGUCUGAUAAGACAAGUGGCAGGAGGCAUAGCGGUCUGGAUGGUGAGCGCGAGGCACCUGCCGAGGUGUAAAAACAUGUCUGUAGCAAGGAUAUCUGUUCUGCAAGGCCUCCUGUUUUUAGUAAGUACUGAGGUAGUAUGUUGCAGGAUAACAUCGUUCUGUGCUGUUGUAUUAUGUAUGUUGCAGGAUAACAUCGUCUUGUGCUGUUGUAGUUGUAGCCCGAGUCUAAGUGCUGUCUAUGCAGUAUGAUGUGCAGGAGCAUCUCCUCCGCACAUGGCUAACCAGAUCAUAUCUAAUAGUCACAUGUAGCGUAACUGUAAUCAUAUUCAUACUGUAUGAAGAAUGUCAGUGUAGCAACCUUUACACCCCUGGAAAAAAUGGACCUUUCGUGCCUUACAUCUUAAAGAGUGUUCGCAUGCUA